CAGAAAGCGAGUUGAGGGUUGAUAUACGGGGGCUGAGGACCAGUUGCUGCAUCUCAUCAUCAGCAGACCAGCUGCAGAGCAGGAGGCAGCAGCAGCAGCAGCAGUAACCAACAAGACCCUGAACGCAUCCUUCCAGACAUGGGUUGCUAUGACUGCUGUAUGCGCUGUUUGGGCGGAGUGCCUUACUGCUCCCUGGUCGCCACACUGCUGUGUUUCUCUGGCAUUGCCCUCUUCUGCGGUUGCGGGCACCAGGCACUCACAGAGACAGAGAGACUCAUCGAGAACUACUUUGCUCGUAACCUUCAGGACUACAUCACCCUCGCCUACAUCAUCCAAUAUUUCCAGUAUGUCAUCUACGGUUUGGCCUCCUUUUUCUUCCUCUACUGCAUCGUGCUGUUGGCUGAGGGCUUCUACACCACGAGCGCUGCCAAGCAAACCUUUGGAGAGUUCAGGAGCACCAUGUGUGGCCGCUGCCUUAGCUCCUCGUUUAUAGUGAUGACAUACGUACUAGCUGUGCUGUGGCUGUUGGUGUUUGCCUUCUCGGCCCUGCCCGUCUACUUCUUCUACAACAUGGAUGCCACCUGCCACACUAUUGAUGUUCUGACUGAGACCCCGGCGAGUAUCAACCAGCUCUGUGUUGAUGCAAGGCAAUACGGGCUCCUGCCGUGGAAUGCAGUGCCAGGGAAAGCGUGUGGUAUGACUCUGUCCACUGUUUGCAAGACCAGAGAGUACCGAAUGACCUAUGACCUCUACAUUGCUGCCUUCGCCGGUGCGGGCAUCACUCUCUUGGCUCUGCUGACCUAUACUGUGUCGACCACCUAUAACUUUGCUGUUCUUCGGUAUAUGGGGAGAAAGGGCAUAAGUGCACGGUGUUAGGCUCACCAGCUUCCUGUCUGCUCUAUCACUACUUCACCACCAACACGGGGACGGCAACAAUUCUCUCCUUCAAACAUCAUCUGCACUGAACCACCUGUGGCCACGGACUCCUAAAAAUGAUGUCUUUAUAUUCGUACUUUUCUUGUUGGGAAGACUUAUUUUUUUUAUGUGUGAGGUUUGUCUGCUGCUUUUACAAUGCAGUAAGUCUUAUUUCAAUAUUUCCUAUGCCAUGUCACCAAAAUAUUUGUAAAUUAUUGCUCUUGUUGCUUGCUGAGGUUAGUGACUAAAAUUAAUUUCUGCUUCCUGUUGCACUCAAAAUACAAAUAACACACCACUAAUAAAUUAAUAAAUAACCACCAAUUUGUGACACAUGUGCUGCUAGAAUGCAGCUGUUGCAGAGAAUAGAGAUUAUAGGUUACCAUGACUACCAUCCUUCACAUCUGGUUGCCAUGGUGGCAGACAAGCACGCAUUUGCAGUCUCACGCUGACCUCAGGACUUUUCUCACGGGCUGGAGAAAAGACCUCAACAAUGGAGUCACGCCUGUUUUUAAAAGCUAGCCAAUAAGGAGCCCGUUGUGGGGGCCACCUGCGCUACGAGUCUCUGCCAGGGGUUAGAUUACAUGUCAAGGGAGAGGGUCCUCCAGACAAAGAGGGGGUUAGACCUCUAAAGCAUCAAUGCAGCUCUUCUGGGACAGCAACCACACACACAACACCGUCCACAUGCUGCUGCAUGACCCCCACUGCCCUCCGAAUAAUUGAAGUGAUGGAUUCAGAGUGAAGGAAUUUUAGAUGAUUUUGAAUAGUUUCUUUCUGACAAAGGGACAUAUUGUUUAGUUCUGAUCUAGAAAGGUCUGAAAUUGUUUCUCAUAAUUAUGAGAUGGCAAAAGCACUAGGUGCUAACUUAUCAAGUGACCUCAUAUUAUUAGACCUAAAACACAUUGUUGAGGUGUGACUCCCCCCUGCUGUUAAUGCAUGACUGAGGUACUUUUAUAGAGAUAGGACAGCUUUGUUUUGUCUCUAAUUCUUUUUAGGAAUUUUGUUGUAGUUAUUGUAUAACAUCUUUUUACUUACUGUAGCUGAAUUAACUACUACUUUUACACUUUGGGUAUUACUAACAAAACCUUUUGCUGCUUAAUAAGUAGAUUAUUCCACUUGUUGUAUGAGCUUUACCCAGCUGUGAGUGGUGGAUUUGUCAAAUGGCAGCUGGCUGUUUGAUGAUUAUUUUUUUUGUGUUGGUAAAAUUUGAUAAUAAAAAGAAUAUUCUUUGAAGUAUUUGUGCAGA
Sebastes umbrosus (honeycomb rockfish) is the source of this 2158-nucleotide messenger RNA. It is a transcript of the gene plp1a, whose product is annotated as proteolipid protein 1a. The transcript has 7 exons. Gene Ontology annotation, molecular function: structural constituent of myelin sheath. Gene Ontology annotation, biological process: central nervous system myelination; axon development. Gene Ontology annotation, cellular component: myelin sheath; plasma membrane. The coding region runs from base 139 to 876 and encodes 245 amino acids. The record is from RefSeq and is a predicted model, not a curated record. Lineage: Eukaryota; Metazoa; Chordata; Actinopteri; Perciformes; Sebastidae.